Molecule: messenger RNA, 492 nt
Organism: Musca vetustissima
Lineage: Eukaryota; Metazoa; Arthropoda; Insecta; Diptera; Muscidae
Product: larval cuticle protein 2-like
Exons: 2
Coding region: 1-492 (163 amino acids)
Cellular component (GO): chitin-based extracellular matrix
Molecular function (GO): structural constituent of chitin-based larval cuticle
Source: RefSeq, a predicted model, not a curated record
AUGUUCAAAUUUGUCGUUCUCUGUGCCUUAAUUGCCACCGCUGCCGCCGUUCCAGACGGCAGCGGUGCCAGACACCAUGGUGUUAGCUCCAAACACUACUCCGGUUCUGUUAGUGCCACCAGCGACGAUGCCCAUGCCGAAGUAACCCGCUAUGCUGCUGAUGUGAAUGAACAUGGCUUCGAAUAUGCCUUCGAUACCACCAAUGCCAUCCACGCCACUGCCUCCGGCAAUGCCAAUGGUGAACACAAAGGUGACUUCGCCUGGAUCUCUCCCGAAGGUGAACACAUCUCCGUUCAAUAUGUUGCCGAUGAAAAUGGUUACCAACCCAGCAGCGACUUGUUGCCCACCCCACCACCAGUCCCAGUUGCCAUCUUGAAGGCUUUGGAAUACAUUCGCACUCAUCCUCAAUAUGAGGAAAGCGCCCCUAAGAAUUUCGUCAAGCAAUCCGUCAAGAGUGUUAGCCGUAACGCCGUUAAAGGACAUCGUUUCUAA